Corythoichthys intestinalis (scribbled pipefish) is the source of this 2512-nucleotide messenger RNA. It is a transcript of the gene tmem204, whose product is annotated as transmembrane protein 204. The transcript is spliced from 3 exons. The record is from RefSeq and is a predicted model, not a curated record. The coding region runs from base 1002 to 1652 and encodes 216 amino acids. Lineage: Eukaryota; Metazoa; Chordata; Actinopteri; Syngnathiformes; Syngnathidae.
GUCCAAAUCUUUAGGGGCCCAUGUCGUAUAAGGGGGUAAAGGAGUACAAGUAAAUGAAAAGUAUACAGUAAGGUGAGAGAGAAAAUUCAAGUUUUCAACAGACUAUGUUAUAAAUAGUCAGGUUUGGUAUGGAUGCCUAAUAGCAAUAAGAGAAAAGCUAGAAAAUGUAGAGGAGCGGCAACAUCUACAGAGCCAGAAAAGGAAAGACAAGAGAAGGAACAGGUCUACAUUUGGCCCCUCUUCCCAGCCUCUUUUCCUCUCAGGAAACACAUCCUGUUGCUGGCCGACCAUGGUGGCCAACGUGUUUGUUGCACACAAGAGAGGACUUCAAGUGAACUCCCCCCUUCUCCUCCCAGGCUGCAGACAAAAGAAUACACAACAGUGACGUCCAAGAGGGGAGUCUUUUUGGACAUUUGAGUCACACCAAAACCUUGGCAUGCGUGCACAUUUAAAGUGACCGCAAAGGAGGGAGCUGACCGGUUUUGACUCGCUGCUAAUGCACACUGAUGUACUGCGACAAAUCAACUCUGACCUAAAAGAAUUUGCUGUGAGGGACUCCGAGAGGGGCUUCGUUAGAAGGAAGUAGAGGGAGGUGAGUUUAUUCUGUUUGGAAGCAACGGAGAGACUCUCAGCAGCAGUGCAGCAACUCUAUUUUUGAGGACUCCGCACACACAAAUCAAGAUUAUUUGCAAAGGAUCUGAGGAAGAACAUCUAAAAGUCAAGCUGCAGCCAUCUGGAGCCAGUGGAAUGGACCUCGGUGUCUACUGGAUUGAUCCAAACAUACCUACAGCACUGUCAGAAGAGGAAGGCUAAGGAGUUAUCGACUAGCGGAUGAGGAUGAACGGAGAUGUUCUUUAGCUAAAUACUCAGACGACGCCCUCGCCUAUUCUCCAUUUGUGUAGUUUGCAAGCGAUUCUCGCGGAGGAGCAGGUAGUGGUAGCUCGGAGGAGCCACGGGGCUCAGGGAGCGGGGGAGGAAGGGUGGCAGGCACCGGGUGUCACAUGGCCGUGCAGAGGCUCGUGGCUGCAGCGGUGGCGGUCGCCCUGCUUUCUCUGGUACUUAACAAUGUGGCGGCAUUCACCCCGAGCUGGGUCCUGCAAGCCCUGGAAGAUGGGCGGAAGAGGAGCGUAGGAUUGUGGAAGAUGUGUCCCACUGGAGGGGAGAGGGUUCAGGUGGCAUUGAGGCAAUGUGAAGCUUUGGGAUGGGGCUCUGAGUAUGCUGGCUAUAAAGAAUCCCGCAGCUCUGUAAAAUUGCAAUUCGACAUGAUGCGAGCGUGCAACUUGAUGGCGACCGUCGCCCUGACAGCCGGGCAACUAAUCUUCCUGCUCGGGUUUAUGGAGUUGCCCUUCAUCACGCGAGAAUCUCAAUGGUGGGAGGAGGCAAUCGCUGCUCUCUUUCAGCUAGCCAGUUUUGUGCUGGUGAUUGGACUCGUGACCUUCUACAGAAUCGGGCCUAACACACGUCUAGCCUACUCCUGUUACAUAGACAUCGCUGCAUGCCUGCUGGCUACCACGGCGGCGGCCAUGCUCAUCUGGAACAUUUUACACCGCCGUGACGAUUGUCUGACCCCACGAGUCAUCAUCAUCAGUCGUUCGCUGACGUCCCCUUUCCACCCACGUCUGGACAAUGAUUAUGUGGAUUCACCAUGUUGAGCGGGACGCUCACAACACUGCUAAUUUGUCCACCCGGUUUUCGAUAGUUCAACAACAGUUGGACCUUAUAUCCACCUGCAUGUGUUCAAUCUCAUAAUCCAGUACACAUGGAAGUCACGUCACCAGGCAAAUAUUCCCUUUUGAGAUGUCUGGUGGUAAAAUACUGAACUAACUUUGGACCAGGACACUCUGUCAAGCCAAGCAGAAGAUCAAGCUGGACCUUGAUUGUUAUAUGUGCACUUAUUCCAAACUUUUCUUGCAUUUUUGCUAUUGGAGUUGUGAAAGAAUGGGUAUACAAAGUAAAUCAUAAUAACGGAAUACCUCGUUUUUUACCCCAUCAUUUUGAAAUAUAUCUAAAUGUAAUAUUGAUAUUUCUUUCCUAGGUUAAAACAUACUAAGCAAUGUUUCUUUAUGGGUCAAUGCAAUAUUUUAUAAAAACUUGCAUUAUACAAGUAAGAUUAAAGCAACAGGAGGAUGGUUACUCUAUGCUUUAGGACUGCAUGCACUUCUACAUAAAAGCAGGGAACAGCUAAAAUACAUACUUUUUGCAAUCCAUGUAAUCCAUUUAGAAAUCUGCUUGUUUGUGGUACAUCCGAAUACUAAUUUAAUAUUAGUGAGCUGUAUUAAAACGUAAUGCUAUCAUUAACUCAUUGGCUGCCAUUGAUGACAAUAGCCCAACGCCGUCAAUGGCACUGAAUCAUGAUCACUCACUGACUAAUGAGUUAAGGAGUAGCAAUAUUGGGGAUUAUUAUAUCAUACAUAAAAAAACAAGCCUCUGUGAAUCUUCCACAGUUUCGAACAUAGCGGGUAGAUAAAAAUAAUAUAUCUAAUUAAUUCAAUAAAUUUGAAAGUCAAUUGUU